AUGGCUUUAUCCCGAAAGCUUACCCGGUUGUUUUCCCGAUUACAGAAACCAAAAUCUCGACCGAAACAAUUAAAAAUUAAUACCUCAGUAAACUUUGGGAAUUCAGCUGACGACGGCGACGAUCAAUUGCCAACAACUCCAUUCUUUAAAUAUUACAAAUCACCAUCAUCUUCUUCAUUAUAUAAAUCACCUUCUUCUUCAUUAUAUAAAUCACCUUCUUCUUCCACCACUUCGUUAUAUAAAUCACCUUUUUCAAGUCAUCCAUACUCACCUAGACCAAAAUGUUCAGACAUAAAAUUUCUUAUUCCACCCGAAAUUUUUAUAGAAAUAUGUUUACACCUUCCACCAAAAGAUCUUUAUACACUUUCAACAGUUUGCGUAUAUUUUCGAAACAUGUUAUGGUCAACUUCAACUACGACACAAACCAUUUGGGAAUCGUCUAGAACCCAAUUUUUAUCAUAUCCAAAAUUACCUCCACCAUUUGAUAUGACUGAACAAGAAUAUAUUUGGUUAACCAUAUUACCUAAAAAUUGUCAACUCUGUUCGAAACCUUAUAAACCAUAUUUAUAUGAUAUUUGGCCAUCUAGAAUUAUCGCAUGUGAAGACGAAAGACCUAGAUGUAUGCCAAAAGAACUAUUCGGAUGUAUUCCGUAUACACGAUUCUUUUAUUAUGAAAUUUUUAUAAUUUAUUGGAUUCCAGAUAUAGAGAGUACAAAAUUAGAAUAUAAUUCAUUAGAUAAAAGUCAAAAAAUAGAAUGGGUCAAAGAAAGAAAAGAACAAGUUAUAAGAUCUCGAGAUGAACUUCGUUAUUACUUUCAACAAGAUUAUCAAGAAGUUUAUAAAUGCGGGGUGUUUAAUCCUAAUGCCAAACGGACUGUACCUUGCAAAAAAGAAACAAUGGAAAUAUUAAUGGAUAGUCAAGAUAUGUACGCACGUUCGUCUCAUAUAGAUUGGAACGAUAGUGAAUUAGAUGAAUUUGAUUGGACAGAAUGGACUCGGUAA
Molecule: messenger RNA, 1002 nt
Organism: Diversispora eburnea
Lineage: Eukaryota; Fungi; Glomeromycota; Glomeromycetes; Diversisporales; Diversisporaceae
Source: the annotation of a GenBank genome assembly